AUGGUCAAUACCGAGAACGACAUUCCUCCGCCGGUUCCUCGUCAGCCUAAAAAGGGAUCGCGAGUUGCCCCAAGUACUGCAGACGAUAGUGGUUGUUUGGAGACCUCAACGAUGUCGCAUAGAUCAGACCAUCAGGUAACGAACCCUCCUUUCCCUACACCUACUUCCAUUGAUGCCUCUUUCCUUGGUGUUUAUCAUUCAUUAAAGACACUUGAUGAGAGGUGUCCAGAGAAAAUUCGUGAUGGGGAGUACAAGGGCUCCUGUGGCGAUAAUGAUGAUGAGGGGGACGAAACAUACGGCAACGAUAAUCUGUACGAGAACAGUUCAGUGGACUAUGUGGAGGUAAAGAAAAUAAUCUCACACCCUAAUGUAUUUUGCCCCAAGAUGAGUCAAUUCAACCAGCCCCAAGCCAAACCCGAGCACCUGCUUCAACCCCUUCUGCUUCAUCCACAACAUUCGGUGUCCAGUCCACCUGACAUUCGAGGCAAUGAGGAAGACAGACGACCCAAAGUCUACCAAAGGAAGCCAGGCUGUCAAACCGACCCAUCUGUGGACAGGGUAGGCAGAUUAGGGAGGCAGAUGGGAUAA
Messenger RNA from Protopolystoma xenopodis, 588 nucleotides. The record is from the annotation of a GenBank genome assembly. Lineage: Eukaryota; Metazoa; Platyhelminthes; Monogenea; Polystomatidea; Polystomatidae.